AUGGGUGGUGUUGCCCCUAAAAACAUCAUCACAGACCAGGACUUUGCAAUGAGGAGUGCGAUCGACGAGGUCCUCUUGAACAUAAUACACAGAAAUUGCCAUUGGCAUAUAAUGAAGAAGGCGCAAGAGAAACUUGGAAAACUUAUGACUGAUGAUAAACCACUAAACAAAGCGUUCAAAGACUGUGUCGACAACAGCUUGACUGAGGAAGAGUUUGAAAACAAAUGGUGGGCAAUGAUGGAUGAAUAUGGCCAGAUCGACAACGAACAUUUUCAAUGGUUGUGGGAAAAUAGGAAAUGUUGGGCCCCAGUGUACUACAUGAAGCAUUUCUUUCCAUUCUUGCAGACAACUGCAAGGAGCGAGGGAUUCAAUGCUGUGCUCAAGAAGUACGUGAACCCCAAUAACUCAUUGAUUGAAUUCGCAACUCAAUACACUGCAAUCCAGGAGAAAGUAAUGGUGGCUGUGGCGAAAGAGCAAGUGGACACAAUUUACAAAGAGGCGGACAUGUAUUCAUUGAACCCAAUCGAGUUACAGAUGCGAGGGAUAUACACACAAAAUCUGUUCUCCAAGUUCCAGGUAGAGAUGAAGCUAAAGACUGCUUACGGAUGCGACACUUUGCAAGAUGGAACCUUCAGGAUGUGGUCGCUCCGAGGCAUACUACCAAAGUAUGGGGAUAGGGACUACCAUGUGCACAGGCGAACAAGGAUGAAGGGGUAUACUCAUGCACUUGCUGCAAGUUUGAUCGCGAUGGGCUAUUGUGCGCACACAUACUACGAGUAA
Molecule: messenger RNA, 780 nt
Organism: Aegilops tauschii subsp. strangulata
Lineage: Eukaryota; Viridiplantae; Streptophyta; Magnoliopsida; Poales; Poaceae
Product: protein FAR-RED IMPAIRED RESPONSE 1-like
Biological process (GO): regulation of DNA-templated transcription
Molecular function (GO): zinc ion binding
Source: RefSeq, a predicted model, not a curated record